Messenger RNA from Vitrella brassicaformis, 2807 nucleotides. NCBI's taxonomy places the organism in Eukaryota, Vitrellaceae. The record is from the annotation of a GenBank genome assembly.
CCCGCACUGUCUUGUCUGUCUGCGCAUCCACACAUACACACACACACACAAACGCGCCAACGGGCCACAUUCGGCCCACUGCUGCACUCACUCGCUGACUCGCUGCCUGCAGUCACCCUCCCCCUGGGGCCGGUGGCUUCAAAAUCGGCACCAACAGCUUGUCAGGCUUGUCGUCAAGCGGCUUGUCGUCAAGCGUGUCGCCGCCCCUCUCUCUCUCCAUCCUGGCAAUCGGUGCCGGGUCAGUCGCCUGCCAAAUUGUCGCCUGCCUCUGUGCCACCUCCCUCGCCCUCUGAUAGCCCCCCUCCUCUCGACAUGAGAUCUCGCUCUCGACCUGCCCUCGCGAGAUGAGCAGAAAGGUGUCUCGGGUGGGGUCGUAGACAGUCAGCUUCCUGGCCUUCCGGCGGGGGCUGUGCUUGGCCGCCAGCUGCUCGUCGCCCGGGGCUGCCGGGCCGUCACCUAGCAUGGGCCAUGGGUGUGGGUGCAGGUGUGGGCUGGUGUGUGGGUUGACGCCGCUGCCUGCAGGAGGCGGCAGCGGCGCCACAUACAACUUGCCGUUGGGGGCCCGCUCCUUGGAGGCGCGCUUCUUGGAGCCACGACCGGCAUCGUCGGCCCGCCUCCGCUUCUUCUUGCCCUUCAUGAGGUUGAGGGUCGUUUUGAGGUUGUCAGCCGUCGGAAGGGCCGAGAGGAUGCGCCCGAGCGGGUCAUUAUCAUCCUCUGCCGCUGUGGCUGGUGGGGGCGCCAUCAGCGAGGACGCGUCCCCCCUCCUGCUGCGCGUCGCAGAGCCGAGGGCCCGCCGCCUUGAAAAACGCGUCUCGGGUUGUGAGUGCGAAUGCGCCGCGGUCAAUGGACACGACGGCUCGCUCCUGCUGCCCCCACCAUGCUCGUCGUCCUCUGAGUGAUGGGAGCUGCCUGGAGGGGGUGAGGGGGAGGGGGAGGGUGACGGCUCGGAUGCCCACGAGGAUGUGGAGAGUGCGAUCAGCGCCAGGGCGGCCUCGCUCUCCGAGUCGUCGGGGGGCUUUGGGGGGGACGGAACGGCACCACACGAAUCUGAUGACGGAGAGGCAGGCACAUCGAACACAGGCAGGGCAGCAGUGUGUGCACGAUUCCUGCAGCGCACCUCUCAGCUCGACUGGCGGGGUGGAUGGCAAAGACGAGUGUGACGAAGCCUCGGGAGGGGUGCAGGGGUCUGCACAGCACACAUGAAGGACACAGACAGACAGACAGACAGGCAGGCACGGGAGUGCUGCAGGAAGCCAGCCAGAAACAACACCCCUCCAUAAAUACCUGUUUUGUCUGUGCCCUUCUUGCUGCUGACGCCAAGGAGCUCAUUCUGCUUGCGCAUCAUGACCGCCAAAGAGCGAAGCCAGUUGAUAGCACGAUUCCGCGCACCCUGACAGAGAGACAAGAGACCAUGUCAGCGCCUUCCUUCCCCGUGUGUGACGCAUCACAUCAACCCACCCACCCCACCCACCUCAAACCCAAGCACAUCGCUUCUGAAGACGGCUCGCCGCUCGACCACAGCAACAUCGCCCUCGGGUGGUCUGGGGCCGGGGCAGGGGGCCGUCCAGCUGGUGCCGUCCCACGUCAGCAGCCGCAUGUACUCCUCCGCACGCCCCGCCGCACCCAUCUCCCACAGCUGCCGCCACACGGGUCCGUUGAAGUCUGGUAGCGGCUCAACCGGGUCUUUCCAGUCCUUGGCGUCGUCCGGUCUGCGGCCCUCCAUCCACUGCAGGAAGCUGACGGCAGAGGAGUGUGUUGGAAAGGACCGCGUGUGCUGGUUGCCGUCGGGGUCCAUCCAGGUGGCCCACCACAUCUUGGCGGUGCUGUCCCACAGGACAGAGGUAGAGGUGGACGGCGCAGAGGAAGAGCGGUUAGCUGCUGGGGCGGGAGUGGGCUGGGGCACGGGGGGAGAGGGUUUGUCUGCCGCCGAUGGCAUGGGGUGGUGAGGCUGCUCUGGUUCCCGUGACGCUUCACUCGUCGGUCCACCACCACCACCACCAGCACCAGCACCAGCACCAGUCCCGCAAGCAGCCCUCUCUCCUCUGUCUGUCAUCUUCGGCGUCGUCAGGUCGAUGGUCGGGCUGGGCUGCUUGGCGGCGGACUUGCCGUGGGUGUCUGAAGCGGACGAGUUGCUCGUCUGGAAGAGCUUGCUGACGUACUGGACAAAGGCGGGUGGUGGGGCGGACGGCAGAGGGGGGAUGGCCGGGAUCGACAGCGAUGGCUGCUGCUGUGGCGAGGGCUGCGGGGAGGGGCUGGCAGAGGAGGGGGAGGAGAGAGAGGGAGGCGGACAUGACGACGGCCUCUCAGGAGCGGCACCUGCACACAAAGACACACACACUCACACAAUCUGAACCCUUUUGUCGUUUCGCCGUUUCGCCUGCCUACCGUUGAUCAUAGUGGCUGCCGGUGCGUCUCGCAUCGUCUGCAGCCCCAUGUGCCUCUCCCUCUCCCUCCUGACGGCCAACACGGCCCCCCGAAUGUGAUCCUGGAAGUGGCGGCACGUCUGCUGCAUAUUAAUUUCGCCCCUGAGCUGCAUGCUCCGCAUCGACGCAAGCACCCCCAGCACGUCCGGCUGCAGCAUCUGCUCCACGAUGAGGUCGGUGUCGGUGGCCGGGCCGCCUGGGAUGUGAGCCUUGAGCUGCGUGAUAGCCCCUCGCAGGUAGGCCAGGAGUUUGGUGUGGUCGUUGGGGAUAAUCCAGACGGCUUCUUCUGCAGCGGGCGGGGCUGCCGGUGUAGGGGAAGGAUGGUGCGCCAUCGAUGGGUCUGCAGGCAGGGUGCCCUUGGUGUCGUGACACUGUCGUUCGCUC